CGUGUCGCAUCGUGGCCCUUCGGUGGGCGGGGCUUUCCAUGAGCAGGAAGUGUGACGUCACGUUUGUUUUGGAAGAAGCGAAGCAGCGACUCAAUCGACGAAAAAGGAAAAUGGGGGCAAACGUGGAAGAUUACAAGCUGAUAUUUGAGAAAGAGGGAGUGUACCUCCACACCAACGCCAAGAGGAGUGUCCAGGAAACCAGCCUCCCAGGAUUUAUUCGCAUCGUGGAACGGGCUGGAGUUCCUGCUUUAGAAUGGAGCCCGCUGGAGGACGAGGGUCGCAGCGCGCCCGCCGUCCUCUACAGCAAAAAGGAUGGGGAGGCAGGAGAGGAGGACCCAAACUUUGACCCUGGGUACGAGCCUGACUGGGCGGUUAUCAGCACCGUGAAGAAAGACCGCGAGCAUGUCCAAGUGAAAGACUCAGGUCAGUGGGCCUUCUCCCUGCCGCUCUCUGAGCUCUACUCUCUGCGGAGGGCACGCUUUUCCCUGGGCCGCAACUUCAUGGUGCUGACCAGCAGGGGGGGCCACCCGCUCCCCCCUCUGCACUUCCACAGAGGGGGCACCAGGGAGCUGCUGCGGGCUCUGCACCGCUACAUCGUCCUGGACCAGUCUCCUGUUGACGGCCGCCUCUUCCUGGCUUACCCACGCGACUCCGACUCGGCUGCGUUCCCUCAGUCCUUCGACAAGCUGCACAUCCUGGAAGACGGCGGCGUCGACAUCGUCUCGAGAUUCAUCCACGACCCGUACGCCACCACGUUUGGAGGAUUCUCCAAAGUCACCAACUUCUUCCGGGCCGCCCUGCGGCCCCCGGAGGCCAGCGGCGCGCGGACCGCCCAGCAUCCGGGUCUGGCGGCGCAGCCCGACGACGAGCCUGGCUUUGAGCUCAUCACCUGCGGCGUGGAGCUGGGUCCCAGGCCGGACGUUAGCAGGGGUCCAGCUCUGGACCGGUGGGAGGAGUUUCUGGACUGUGAAGGCCGCGUGAAGGACCCAGGAAAAGUCAAAGAACUGGUGUUCAGAGGGGGCAUCAAUCCGCCGCUCAGGAAAGAAGUCUGGAAGUUCCUCCUCGGCUUUUAUCCAUGGAAGAGCACCAGAAAGGAGAGGGAGGACAUCCUGCGAGUCAAAACGGACGAGUACUUCAGGAUGAAGGUGCAGUGGAAGUCAGUGAGUGAGGAGCAGGAGAUGAGGAACUCUCUCCUCAGAGGCUACCGCAGCCUGAUAGAGAGGGACGUCAACAGGACGGACAGGAACAACACCUUCUUCUCCGGCAACGACAACCCCGGCCUGACGCUGCUCCACGACGUGCUGAUGACGUACUGCAUGUACAACUUUGACCUCGGUUAUGUCCAGGGGAUGAGCGACCUCCUCGCUCCCAUCCUGUUCGUCACGCAGAACGAGGUGGAGUCCUUCUGGUGUCUGACGGGCUUCAUGGAGCUGCUGCACCAGAACUUUGAGGAGUCCCAGGAGGCCAUGAAGCAGCAGCUGCUUCAGCUCAGCGUCCUGCUGAAGGCUCUGGACCCAGAGCUCUGCGACUUCCUCGACUCGCAGGACAGCGGCUCUCUCUGCUUCUGUUUCCGCUGGCUGCUCAUCUGGUUCAAGAGAGAGUUUUCCUUUGAAGACAUCCUCACCUUGUGGGAGGUCCUCUGGACGCAGCUUCCCUGUGACAACUUCCACCUGCUGAUCGCCUGCUCCAUCCUGGAGUCCCAGCGAGGAGAGCUGAUUGGCUCAGACCACGACUUCAACACCAUCCUCAAGCAUAUUAAUGAGCUGACCAUGAAGCUGGACCUGCAUGACGUCCUGCGUGACGCCGAGGCCAUCUACCUGCAGCUGGUCUGCUGCAAGGAGCUUCCCCGCAAAGUGAAGCAGGUGUUGGGUCUCUGCGUCCCGUGCGGCUCUGAGGAGGACAGUCCAGACUCCCAGAGCAGCGAGACAGAACGCCUCCUGCUGCAGACGGAGGCAGGAGCUGCUGCUCCUCCUGCUGCUCCUGCUGCUCCUCCUGCUGCUCCUCCUGCUGCUCCUCCUGCUGCUCCACCUGCUGCUCCACACGUUCCCAGCUACCCUUAAAGCUCAGCUGCUCAUCAUAUUUAUACAUGAACUACACGUUAACCAAAAUAAAGACUGUUGUUACUUCUUUCCACAGGCAGGGGGCGCUAUGUGACCAUUAUACUAGCAGUGCUGUCUUUAGUAAACCACCUUUGUUUUGUCCCAUGUCUGUGUUGUUCUGUCUCCAUAUGACGCUGCUCUUUUACUCCUUAUUAGCGGUUUGUUUGAGUUUAUUUACUUUAAACGAAGGAUUAUGUUUCAUUUUUCCUCCAGUUUAUGGGAAAAGCAAAGAAGAAGAAGAAGAAGAGUAACCUAACGGGCAGAAGCGUGUUAGCGCUGCCUGUUGCCAUGCUGGUCCUAUGCAAAGUGUUUUGCACGCCUUAUAGUUUUAACUCUUUCUGUAACACAUAAUAUUUGAAUUAUUAAAUAAAUGUUUACUAAAGCAAG
Molecule: messenger RNA, 2486 nt
Organism: Fundulus heteroclitus (mummichog)
Lineage: Eukaryota; Metazoa; Chordata; Actinopteri; Cyprinodontiformes; Fundulidae
Gene: tbc1d17
Product: TBC1 domain family, member 17
Exons: 17
Coding region: 39-2060 (673 amino acids)
Biological process (GO): activation of GTPase activity
Molecular function (GO): GTPase activator activity
Source: RefSeq, a predicted model, not a curated record